AUGGUUAGUGUGUGUGAGGUUGGUGGAGACUGAUAUAACUAAUUCCAUCUCAUUCUUUUAUUUCAUUUUAGCUAACGAAGAAGUCUCAGGUUUGCCUCUGGUAAAUAAUAUAAAUAAGCCUGUCUACUGUAUCUGGCCACUGUGUUCUUAAUCCGCUUUCACUGUCCCUCAGCGCUCUUAAUCCGCUUCAACCGUCCUUCAGCGCUCCCAAUCUGCUCUUAAUCCGCCCCAACGUCCCUCAGCGCUCCCAAUCUGCUCUAAAUCCGCCCCAACGUCCCUCAGCGCUCUUAAUGCGCUUCCACCAUCCCUCAGCGCUCCUAAUCUGCUCUUAAUCCGCCCCCAGCGCUUUUAUUCCGCCUCCACCAGCCCUCAGCGCUCUUAAUCCGCUUCCACCGUCCCUCAGCGCUCUUAAUCUGCUCUUGAUCCACCCCCAAUGUCCCUCAUCGCUCUUAAUCCACUUCCACCGUCCCUCAACGCUCCUAAUCUGCUCUUAAUCCGUCCCCAGCGCUCUUAAUCCGCUUCCACUGUCCUUCUGCGUUCUUAAUCUGCUCUUAAUCCGCCUCCACCGUUCCUCAGCGCUCUUAAUCUGCUUCCACCGUUCAGCACUCUUAAUCCGCUUCCACCGUCCCUCAGCGCUCCUAAUCUGCUCUUAAUCCGCUUCCACCGUCCUUCUGCGCUCCUAAUCUGCUCUUAAUCCACCUCCACCAGCCCUCAGCGCUCUUAAUCCGCUUCCACCGUUCAGCGCUCUUAAUCCGCUGCCACCGUCCCUCAGCGCUCCUAAUCUGCUCUUAAUCCGCACCCAGCGCUCUUAAUCCGCUUCCAACGUCCAUCAGCACUCCUAAUCUGCUCUUAAUCCGCCCCCAGCGCUCUUAAUCCGCUUCCACCGUCCGUCUGCGCUCCUAAUCUGCUCUUAAUCCGCCUCCACCAGCCCUCAGCACUCUUAAUCCGCUUCCACCGUUCCACAGCGCUUUUAAUCCGCCCUCACAGUGUGAGCCAUUUCUCCCCCCCCCCAAUGCUGUGUGCUCCUCACUCAAUGUGAGCUCUUUUUCAGGAGGGAUUUGACCGUGCAGGAUUUGGAUGUCCUACAGAAAACAAAUCACAUAGAGGAAUUUCACAGGUACCAAUAAUAUUUAUAUAUAAACAAUAGGUUUUCCUUUGUCACUGGUUGCCACGCUACGGCAAGCGAUACGGAAUCUGUUGGCGCUAUAUAAAUGGCAAUAAUAAUAAUAAUCUUAGUUUACCAGAUUUACCCGGUGCACCAGAGCCUUAGCAAGGCUGUAAAGGUGCCCCAUGCAAUGAAUGUAGUACGACACCCUUACCAGGCCUGAGCUGUGUCUAGUGAGAUAGCGUUCUCCCAUACAGCAUACAAAAUGGUUCUCCUCAUGGCUGUGUAUGGGCUUAGUUCACACUAUAUCCACUGUUCUGCAGUACUUUAUUCUUUGCAGUUACUAGUAGUGAUUUUUAAUGGGACACUCCAAGCAUCAUGAACUUUCUCCCAGAUUCAUCUUGCAUGGAGUUUACCAGUGCCUGUCUUCACAUUAAGAGCUAUAAACCCAUCCCUUCAAUGUAGUCUUAAGUGUCUGUUACUAAUUGUGUCUUUGCUUGAUGUCAUUAAGUGUUCGGUGCCCAAGAGUAGAAACUGAACGGAGAAAUGCUUCGCUGAAGACUCCCUGAUAGGCUCAGACUGCCUGCUUCUCUUUAGCCUUUUCCUGUUUAGUGAUGGCUCUGGGUAUAGGCUAAGUCUCAUAGCUCUGCCCUUUGCAAUUUAGGAAUUUACAUAUAAGACUGGGUCCUAUGUCCUAUGAGAUGUUUUGAUAAUCAAUAUAAAUUUUUUGUAAAGAUUUUAUGUUUAUUAUUUAGAAGUGAAGUAACCUCUUAGUCUCCCCCAGCCCCCCCCUCCCUGCUCCUAUUUAUAAACACUUGUCCAGUGUUCACUUGGUUUGUCCACAGGACUCUGUCACAAAUUCUGGGUAUUGAGGGCAGUGUAUCGGAGUGGCAUGCCCCCAUCCUCCUGGACUUGUUUUACUACACAUGGAGAUUCUGCCAGCGCUGCAGGUUCAGCAAAGAGCAAACCUCGUGUUUGUUCUCCAUCGUCAAAGAUACUCAUUCUGCGUGUGCUGGUGAGAGUCAUCGUCCUCAUUCACUAACACUAUAUGUAUGUUAUCUGCACUCACUAACACUCUCUGUAUAUUAUCUCUGCUCAUUGACACUCUCUGUAUAUUAUCUGUACAUUAUUCUUCUCUUUCCCCCUUAUAGCGGAGUCCUAACAGGGACUCUUCUCUGCUGGUUACUCCCAAAUACAAACAGAAACAAGUAAAAUAAUUCAAGGGUCUCCCACUAACUCCCCAGCAACUGGACGACACACAGCUCUAGGGAUAUAACUGAAUUUUGACACAUACACAGCUUUUAUGCCCAGUCCCAUGUAAGGGAUUUCACAUGCAGGGUUUUCAAUCGCAAGAUCCCCUGUGCCCGAGAGAUAAUUGCCUGAGUAAACUCCUAAUUUAAUUAUCUUUAAUGCACAAAAAAUCCACAAAAUAUCCUGUACCCCAAAAGUCCCCCAACCAUACCUGGGCACCCCACAAAAAGUACAUUCCCUGAUCCCCCCGACCUGACCAACAUAUCUAAUUUUCACUCAUCGGUUUGGUAGAACAGGAAUGCCAUUGUGUGGAAGUUUUGAGUGGCUAGACACGAGAUGCUAGCCAAAAUAGUUCCAGGGAAAUAUGUGUCUUGGCAGGUCUCCGUUCGUGGGGGUCUCCCAUGCAAAAACCAUACAAGGGAAUCUCUCUUUCAGGGUACGAAUGCUCGCUCUGUUCGGUAGUUUAUAUCUCCCGAACGCCGUUCGUGUAGUUGGUCGGGAACGGGUAGCGGUGGACAGUUUACUGGUGUUCGCGCGAGUGCCUAGCUGAAAAUAGUUCCAGGCACUCGACGACCAAGUACAGCUGCCCUCGUUCGGGAGACAAGAUUACCGCCAUUCUCUCAGCCACGUGUUCGGUAAUAAGAAACGGUGGCCACCCAGGGGAAGCACUCAUUAAUGGUUUCCAUUGUGGUUUCACACUUAAGUGGUUGGUGCCAACAUUCUAAUGGGCCACAGGGGUGGUCCUUGUUCAGGAGACAAAUGGAAUCCGUUCAUAUUAUGUCUCCUGAACGGCCAAAGAUGAACCACACAAAGUGACAGGGGAGAUACAUACAGCCAAUAUAGGGGAUAAAAAUGAGCUUGCAGAUGUCCAUUCUGCUACACCUCUCACUUCCUUCCUCUCUUUCUCCUGUACAGUCAUAUUAGGCUAACGCGUUUCUCCUGUAGGCUGUGCUGUAGGAAAUCCUGAUGACUGCUUCAGACAUUUUCAAGAGCUGCUGCGCUGUCAUGCAGUCCAUGUAAGUGUGUGUGAAUUGCGUCUGCGUAGGACUAUGUGACACAUAGUGUAUAAAAAAAUAACUUUUAAUGCAAAGUUUCUAAACCAAUUGUAAAACCAUCAUAAUCACAGUAUUUGUACACCAUGACUAUAGAAAGCUUAUUUCAGCUUUACACUACCACGGAGCUGACAAAGAAUAUAGAAAGGAAGCUAUAGAACCGGCCUAUAGACUUAAUGGUUGUUGUGCCGUGGUGAUUUGGCACGGUCUGGGUGCGUUGUCUGGUGAUACCCUCAUGAUUUUGUGUAGUUUUGGUAUGCCAAACCUGUCAAGUUACUAUUUUUUUUCUUUCAUUGUACUUCCACAGCGACCCCCGUUUAGUGUGAAUCUCUUUACACAGCAGCAGAUCGAGCACAUUUCAGGAUACUUUCUAAAUACAUAUUUUCGCCAUUUUAAACUCUACAAAUAUGUCUUCACACCACAGGUAAGUCUGCAGACCUGUUAGUUUCUCUCCAUGCACCACAAUCACUACAGUGUGCUGAAAUGGUUAUAGUGCCAUUAGUGGCCUAGCACCCACUUUUGUAAACAGACCACUUUAGCUCAGGGAACUUCAAACCUCUCUUUUGGAAGUGUUGGAGUCGGAGAGCGCCUAAUAAUGUGUUCUAGAAUAGAUUUAAACUAUACACUUAAUAUACAAGGAAUGAAUGAUUGUGUGUACACCAGGAAUUGUAUGGAUAUUCCUGUUGGUUUAACGAUGGGUAACUGUGGCUGGUUUUACAGGUGCGGCUGGAUCUCGACAUUUCAUAUAACAGUAUCCCUGAACCAGGAAUAAGACGGGACCAGGACAUGUUUGAUGCAUAGCAGUCUGUUAAAAGACCGCAGGGAGGUCUGCUAUAAUUUCUACGUUAUUAAUUUUUUCCCUAUAUUUAACACGUUUGUGGGGUGUGAACAAUAAAAUUAAAUGUAGAAACCCACAGUUCUAUGUUGAUCUGGGCACCUCAAUCAUAUCCAGCUGUCAGUCAUUGUUAAAAACUGACCUUUGCAGCUCGCUUUCAGCAUGGAGGAAAAGGGAGAUACAGAGACUAUAUAUAGCACAUUUAGUCUCGUUGUGUAUUUAUUAUAGUGUCUCUUCAAAAUUAUCUAAGACGUGUCUGCUCCUUUCUGCCUAAAUUCUGAGAGAAAAAUAAAUCUAAACAAACACUUAAAUUUAGAGAGGCAGAAAACAUAAGUUAAGAAAAAAAUUUUAUACAGUGAGCGCCCUGUCAGUGUUUCCUUCUAUCUUCCCGCAGGGUACACUGAGAGCUGAUUGUAUACAGUGAGCGUCCAGUCAGCGUUUUCCUUCUAUCUCCCCGCAGGGUACACGGUGAGCUGAUUGUAUACAGUGAGCGCCCUGUCCGCGUUUUCCUUCUCUCUCCCCGCAGGGUACACGGUGCGCUGAUUGUAUACAGUGAGCGCCCUGUCCGCGUUUUCCUUCUCUCUCCCCCCCGCAGGGUACACGGUGCGCUGAUUGUAUACAGUGAGCGCCCUGUCAGCGUUUUCCUUCUCUCUCCCCGCAGGGUACACGGUGAGCUGAUUGUAUACAGUGAGCGCCCUGUCAGCGUUUUCCUUCUCUCUCCCCGCAGCGUACAGGGUGCGCUGAUUGUAUACAGUGAGUGCCCUGUCAGCGUUUUCCUUCUAUCUCCCCCCGCAGAUUACACGGUGCGCUGAUUGUAUACAGUGAGCGCCCUGUCAGCGUUUUCCUUCUAUCUCCCCGCAGGGUAGACGGAGUGGUGACGAUCCCCAUGGAGUAAGCUGCCAUAAAGUAAGAAUGAAAUAAAGGACAUUUAGAAGUGACAGGGCACCACAAGAAAAGUGAAUAAACUGUUUCAAUCGGGGCAGUGCUUGCUGUUUUCACUUCUAGUUUAAGACAACAAGUUUGGCUCCCAAGAAGCCAAUCCUCUUACAUAUGAUCAGUCAUUAAAUCCAACUCCAGCAUCAGUCUUGUCCUGCUUGCUAUUUUCAGUUGCUGAGGCACGGAACAGGAAAGGGUCAUGUGUCCUGGGUGCUCAUCGGAUGGUUCUCUAGAUCUAGGAGUACAAGCACAGGGGCCAGGCCCAUGCACAAAGAACAUCACCGCAACACCCAGACUACUACCUUCCACAGCUCACCUGCUGUUAUAGACUAUAAUUCUUAUGAUGGGUCAACGUUUUAUGACUAAGCAUUUUGUAUUUAUAGCACAACCCAUAAAAUGAAUCCCACCUACUUAGAUGGGUGAAAGAGCACACAGGAGGCAAAGUUACUAUUAUUUAUUUCACAGAAAGGAAGAGGGGAAAAAAAAUAAGGAAUUAACCUGCUAACUAGAAACAACAGCAGGUGAUACCAGUCCUUGACAUUCUUGUAUUCUCGACACAUAGUACUUUCCCUGGUGCCUUGGGGUUCUUCACAACCUAAGCAGCGAUUGCCGUGGUACAUGUAAAAACGCUAUACAGUGGAAUGUGAUCUCAUACCUCAUGGUAGUAGGGUUCACAUUGAUCAAACACCCAAUGCCAUUGUUGUCAGUCCCUUCCCUGAUCAGGAAGAGAUGCAAGUUCUGGUUUGGAUAGAGGUCUAGUUUUACCCCACUGUGUGGUCUUUAGUACUAGUCCAAUAAGGUAGAACUUCUCCCGUGUGUCACGCAGAUCCACACUCUUUAUGAGAGGUUAAUACACAUUGGACCUACCACUCCUCAAAGUUCUUGGAUGUUCUACAAACCUCAGAGCUCUCCCUCCCGCUCAUCAUCCUCCCCAAAUGUGAGCAGGAGCGCCUUGGGUUGGUUCUGAAAGAGAGCAGCCCUGUUCUGCCUUUCUCCCUUUUUCACCCAGUGACCAUAAAUGCGGAAAGCACAGGCGUCGAUCAAUUUACGGACACCUUUCACUCCAUAGGGGUCAUGUGCGAGGAGCAGACUGGUAACGGGUCUUGCUUGACGCCAUCUUAUCAAAAUGCGAACACAGGCCAGGGCCGCCAACGCAGCAACCUGUAAAAAGGCAAAUACACUACAAUGCAGCAAUAAAGAUGGGUAGGAGCGGGACUAGCUGUUGGGAAGGACACUUACCCGAAAGCGCUGCCGUGGACGGACAGUGAUGCCUUGCUCUCGCUGGUGGCUCUGAAAGAACGCAUGCUGUAAUGCUUGCUCUGCUGUGAGUCGCUUCGCAGGACAAACCUCCAGUAGACGGGAAAUCUAAGAUAAAACAAAUUCU
Molecule: messenger RNA, 6563 nt
Organism: Pelobates cultripes (western spadefoot toad)
Lineage: Eukaryota; Metazoa; Chordata; Amphibia; Anura; Pelobatidae
Source: the annotation of a GenBank genome assembly